Molecule: messenger RNA, 516 nt
Organism: Parnassius apollo (apollo)
Lineage: Eukaryota; Metazoa; Arthropoda; Insecta; Lepidoptera; Papilionidae
Source: the annotation of a GenBank genome assembly
AUGUUGCAAAAUUCACGCGCCGCAAAAAUACUCCGGAAUAUUCCGCCCGAAAAACUGAGCAUCGAACCAGGAUGCUACGUGGUACUACAGUGUGACAAUUCAAUAGUAUUGGAAGAUCAGCCGCAGCUCAUGAUUAGAAAUGAUGGAUCUCAUCAAGGAUACACAAACAGAGAUUCUGCAAGUAGCAUUCCUGUUGUAUUAGAUUCAGAUCUACAGUCGUCAAUAACUGAAUGUGUUACUCUGAAUCCUAUACAAACGGUUGAACCUGUAGAUAUUUCUACGCCGAGGUUAUCAGAAGAACACACUAAACCAGGAUGCUCCGUGGUACUAACAGAUAAUUAUAAAGUAUUGAGGGACUGCCCCUUUAACAUCUUAAUUAAUAAUGAUAGAUCUAUCUGCCGAAGAUCCACGAGCCAAGAUUCUUUAAAAAGCAUCAGCUCUGUUCCAUUAGAUUCGGAUCUAACGUCAUCAGAAACAGUUGAGCAGGCUAUCACCACCUCGUCAAAAGAAAAGUGA